AUGUUCGACGGGCACAAUUCGUAUCGAUGUAUCGGAAAAGGCUUUUGCGGCAGCGUUUGGAUUGCCAAGGAGAACAGCACAAGCGUUGUCAAGCGCGAGGACGGAGGCCCUGGACGAUCUAUCACGAACGACUACAGCAUGCAUCUCAAGAUCAGUCAGAGCAUUGAACAACACUUCGCCUCUAUGCCGCUCGCAAUACCUCAAUGUUAUCAGCUUAUCCAGCCGAGCGACCUGUCCUGGUGGGACCUGUGUCUCCAUCGCUUCCCAACUGGCUAUGAAGAGUGCAGAGCGCUCAUAUCAGAAAGAAUCCCCAAAGUGCCCCGAUCAGUCAGCGACAAGAUCGUAGAUCUAUCUCUGCCUGAGAACACAACAAUGGCCGCCUUUGUAAAGGGUAAUAAAGAUGAUGAUGAUUGUCUCAUUCGACCCUACCUAGGGCGGCGGAGAGGUAACAGAUCAUCAAGCACAUCGCGCUUCCAGCGCUUCAGCCUCCGAAACGUUGCGCUGCAUAUCAAUCAAAUGGAAGACCUAGGGCUGGAUGUUGUCGCUUAUGCGAUGACUAUGGCGGAUGCGCUUGCCUUGAUGUACUGGGGUGCUGGAGUCAACGUGGAUGAUGUCGAGUUCGUUCUUGCGCCUCCCAGACCCAUGUCAUCGCCAACCUUCGCGUCCGAGUCUCUCGGCGAGCAUGUCAUGUGGGUUCUGGACUUUGAUCGUGCAUCGCUACUGCGACAACUUGUAGCCGGGCCUCGCGCCAGGCAUGCUGAAGCCGGCCUCGAUCUGUGCUAUGUGACAGACAACAUAAUCGCUACAUCAGGCCCCAGCGGCACUUACCCCCAGCGCGCGUAUCGCAACCCGCUCGAUUCACUCGUCAAGUUUCUCGACUCCAAACAUGGCGAAGACUGGGCUAUAUGGGAGUUCCGCGCCGAAGGGACGGGCUACCCAGACUCAGAAGUCUACAAUCGCGUCUACCACUACCCUUUUCCCGACCACCACCCGCCGCCUUUCGCCCUCAUACCAAACAUUAUGGCCAGCAUGCGCAACUGGCUGCAUGAGAAGAAGGGCAGAGUCGUCGUAGUACACUGCAAAGCCGGGAAGGGCCGGUCGGGCACUGCUAGUUGCAGUUAUCUGAUCAGCGAGGAAGGCUGGCCGGUGCACAAGGCUCUGGACCGCUUCACUGAGCGGCGCAUGCGGCCGAACAUGGGCAAAGGCGUCAGUAUUCCCAGUCAACUACGCUGGAUAGACUACGUGGACCGCUGGGCAAAGCACGGCAAGAUAUAUGUAGAGCGACAGGUGGAGAUUCUCGAAGUGCACUGCUGGGGCCUUAGAGACGGCGUCAAGAUCCAGGUCGAAGGCUUCGUCGAGGACGGCAAGCUCAUCAAGAACUUCCAUACCUUCACACGCGACGAGCGAGAGAUUGUACGGGGUGAGGUCAAGACUACCGGCAUGGCACAGGCGGUGCAAGAGGUCAUGUACAAGAACGGCUUCGGCCCGUCAAAGACUAGCGAAAGCUCCAAGAAUGCUUCUACGUCCUCCCUGGAACAGCAGAACAACAUCGAUGGCACCACUACCGAGCCGAGAGCAUCGCGCGAGAGCCUGCCUAUGGGCACCGGCGAUGUCGUCUUCCGUCCGUCCAAGCGUGUAGUUCUUCCCACAAACGAUGUCAACAUCGAUGUUGAGCGACGCAACAAAGCCGCCUUCGAUCUGACCAUGGUCACCGCUGUCGCGCACGUUUGGUUCAAUACAUAUUUUGAAGGUAAUGGCCCUGAGCAGAACGGCAACGUUGACCAAUCCGGCAUCUUCGAGAUUGCAUGGGAGGCCAUGGACGGCAUCAAAGGUUCAUCGCGGAAAGGCACACAGGCUUUCGAGCGUAUAGCAGUAGUCUGGCGCGCGCUUUCUAGCGACGAAGGUCGACCUGGUGUUGUCAUCACAGAACCGAAAGAGGGAGAGCCGGUCUCACAAGCGGGACCCGCAGAUUGGAGGGGUACUAAGGGUGUGGAGCCGUCCGAAGACAAAGAUCUAGGUGUUCGUACAGCCAGUCCACCUAACGCUGAUUCAGACAUCAGUCGAGCAAAUAGCGUCCGAAGCGAGAACAAGAACAGCGCCAACAUCGUCAACGCUCCCGGACGAAGAGAUAGUGGAGACAGUGACACCAAGGAUGUCCGGUCACAUGGUCCAAAUGGAGAAGAAGUUUUGACAGAGCCAAAUGGUUCCCGCGCAAGUACAGAGGCUAGCGGCAGUGGGUCGACAGCGCCAGCCUCGCACCCUACACUAUCAAAUCGCCUAGAUAACUCUAGCAAUGCUGCUAGUGACUCGCAGGCCAUCGACCAACCUACUGGGUCACACAAGAGCGGGGGUCAUGUCAGUGGAGUUGCGGAGAGCCUCAAGUAUCACAUCUCAGGAGCAGCUCACACCAACGAUCUACCUGAUGGAAAGCCCGAGAAUGAAAUGAAGGAUGCGAAGGAGCAUGGAUUGGGACACAUGACUUUUGGCAAGAAGAAAUCAAGUUCCCGCAGCGCCACCGAGCUACUGCAGUAUAAGAGCGGAAGGUCGCUUGCUAGGCAGCAGAUUCGAACCACCGUGUUCACCAGCCAAGCAAAUUCGCUCCCAACAAUAUCAGCCUUGUUGAGUUCGGCUAGGCAGAACUCGCCAUUUGCCAGAUCCGCGUUCAGUGGACAAGAUAUAAAACAAAGCCAGCCUCACAGACCGGCAAGUUUGACACUCAUGAACGAUCCAGAAACGUCCAAGGAGUCUUCCGAUAUCCCUCCAUUACCUGAAACGGCAAACAAAAAGCUUUCCGACACUUCUUCAUCUUCACCAGUCAUUGUAGCGACACCAUCAGUAACUUCUGAUCCAGACGAUCUUACUCUACACAAGCGAAGGAUGGAUUCAUCACAGGAAACUAUAGAGACUCAAACCAUUGACAAAGGCAAGACGACAGAAGAGCAGCAGAGUUCUGUUUCUCCAUCUGAAAUCGAAAAGCCAGUAGUUGACGUGGUUAUUGCAAAGAAAAAUACCGACAGACAGAAGAAGCACGUAUCAAAGAAGUCGAGACAGAAAGCUGACGAGAGCUCUGUGUCUGACGUUAGUGACUCUGACAGCAGUACCGAGUCUGAGGACAGUAGCGAGGACGAGAGGGCUAAGCGCAAGAAGAAGCGGAAAUUAACUGCGAAGCGAGCGGCAGCGAAAAAGAAGAAGAAGCAGAAGGCAAAGGCGAAAGCUAAGAAGAGCAAGAGUAGAAAGCACAAUACCGUGAGCGAGGAUGAAAUCUCAUCUGAUUCUUCCGACUUGAGUUCCGACUCUGAAUCUAAGGAUGAUGAUAAGAAGAGGCGAAGCAAAGCUUUGAAAGCGAAAGCCAGGAAGAAGAGAAACAACAAGCUCGAAAGUUCCAGCGAUGACAGCGCAUCAAAUACUUCGAGCUCCUCUAGCAGCGAUUCUGAUUCUGAAGACGAAAAGUCGAAACGCAAGCGAGCGAAAGCGAAGGCAAAGCGGAAGGCUAAGAAGGCAAAGAAGGUUGAUAGCUCUGAAUCAUCAUCAGAAUCGUCAACAUCCGAUGAUGAUACUACCGUACCACCAACUCCUCCCCCGGAGCCCCCACUUCCGGGAGACGAUCUCGACACCCAGGUGGCCAAAGUCAGUGGUAUCCUCAGCAAUCUUCAGGCCCAAAAGGCUUCUCUUAACGCCGCGGCAGCCGCGGCAGCCGUAUCCACUACGAAACUUGAAAAGCCAGUCAAGAAGAAUGUCCUUGAAUUCAAGCGUGUCGAUCAAGUUUUUGAUAUGAAGAUUCGUGAUUGGAAACUUGUUGAAAGUAACUCUGAUCAGAAAGAUGAGUUUGAUUGCGUAUUUACAGUACGGAGAAGACUCAAUUGGGAAGGCAAGUAUCAAGAGACUCAACUAGACAUCAAGUCUAAGCUACUUCGCAAUGCACUUCAAGAAGUGUUCAAGGAUUGCAAGAGCAUCAGUCUUGUGGAAGAUACACCGCAAAUUGAUCCUCACACACUUUUUCACUACUACGAGGAGCUGAAGAUCUUCAUCAAGAAGACUCUCAAACCAAAGCUGAAGAAGGCGAAGAAGACGAAAGAUCAGAAGCGCCUCAAGCAGCAGAUUGCGCAAUGCAAACUUCUCUUGAGCUAUAUCGAUGAAGAUUACUCCGCGACACGCAAAGCGCUGCGACCAAUGCUCAAAGCAGGUACAAUCACGUAUGAUCUCGUAUGGGCCUUGUUCAAGCCGAACACUAUCGCCUAUACACCGACAUACCACAACAAAGAUGACCCUCGCUGCUUCAAGGUUGACACCGCGUAUGAAUACGAGAGCUGGAUGACAGGAAUCAAAUCCUGGUAUGUAGACGGCAAGUAUCUGGAGUACGACGGAAAGUCUUUCGGUCUCGGAGACCAUCAGAUCACAAUCCAGGCCUUCAAGGGCCACAAGAAGAUUACUAGUCUCUCUGCAUAUCCGUUGAAGUACCACAAAGAUCCGGAGGGUAUCAGGAAUCAACUGAUCGAGCGGGGCAAAAAGUUCGUCGCUCUUCAAGGUAUGAACUUCCGCUUACAAAAGGGUAUCGCGUACAUGAAGCACAAGAACAACAUCAUCCGCUUCAUCAUCAAUGGCCGCGUCAUGGUUGAUCCGGCUAUCUUCCGCCGCAUCAAUCCCAAUUAUCCGCUCUCUUACCUCAAGCAAGAUGAGCUAGCCCAGAACGAGGAGAAUGGCGAAUGUGAUGACGAAGAGAGCGACAAUGAUUGCUGCUGUGGAUCUGACGAAGACGAAGAGAAAGAAGAGCAAGACAAAAUGCGUAUCGUCAUGUGGAGAGACAAGAAAGGCAAGAAACACCCCAUCCGUGUGCCACAAAGCGUGGUCGACAAGGAGAAGGGUGACAGUCCAGACAAUUCGAUCGAGACAGACGCGGACGGCAAUGAGGUCAAGCAGCAGGUCUUUACGGAAGAGGAGCUGAUCAUUGCGUCGCCAGUCGUGCUUGGAUUCGCCUUUUCCGAAAAACUCUGGCUAGAGUUUUCGCUCUCUGGAAUUGACAAGAUCAAGUGGAAUGCUGAGGCCUUUGACAGUCUCGUCUUGCCUAGUCGCAUCAAGCAGAAUCUGAAAGGCUUGGUCUCGUCGCACCGCUUCAAUGCUGCGAAGACGAUCGACGACGUGAUACAAGGCAAGGGGAAGGGCCUCAAUGUUGUAUUACACGGACCACCGGGUGUUGGAAAGACAUUGACUGGCGAAUCUAUCGCUGAAUACCUGAAGUGUCCGCUUUAUGCUGUCUCGGCAGGCGAGCUAGGUACCAACAGUCGGUCUCUCGAGACGGAUCUCAAUCGCAUCAUGGAUAUUACGCACUCCUGGGGCGCUAUCCUUCUCCUUGACGAAGCAGAUGUCUUCCUCGAAGCGCGUCAACCCCACGAUAUCCAUCGUAACAGCCUCGUGUCUGUCUUCUUGCGUCUGACGGAGUACUACCAAGGCAUCCUCUUCUUGACAACCAAUCGUGUUGAGACAUUUGACGAAGCUUUCCAGAGCAGGAUUCACAUGGGUAUCCGGUACGAGAAUCUACAGGCCAAAGCGAGGAAGAAGAUCUGGCAGCACCAUGUUGGUAAAGUGGAGCAGAUGGGUCGGGAUGCCGAGGCGGAGAAGAAGAGCAAGAAUAGCGCCAAAGAAGGCGGGGAAGUGAAGACAAAGGUAGAGAAGAUUGAGGAGGUGAUGAAGCCGUUCACGGAAGCGGACUUUGACGAGCUAAGUAAGAAGAGUAUGAAUGGUCGACAGAUCAAGAACACGGUCAAAACGUCGCAAUCGAUCGCGCUCUCGGAGAAGUCGGUGUUCAGCAUGGAGCAUGUCAGGCGUGUACUCGAGGUCGCUGAGGCGUUCGAGGAUGACAUGCGUGGCGGCAAGGGCUACCGCGAUGCGAUGAGACAGUACACUUGA
This is a messenger RNA of Alternaria burnsii, 5904 nucleotides long. Its product is annotated as aaa family atpase protein. The transcript has 9 exons. The record is from RefSeq and is a predicted model, not a curated record. Gene Ontology annotation, molecular function: ATP hydrolysis activity; protein tyrosine/serine/threonine phosphatase activity; ATP binding. Lineage: Eukaryota; Fungi; Ascomycota; Dothideomycetes; Pleosporales; Pleosporaceae. Gene Ontology annotation, biological process: dephosphorylation. Bases 1 to 5904 code for a protein of 1967 amino acids.